Molecule: messenger RNA, 1108 nt
Organism: Bactrocera dorsalis (oriental fruit fly)
Lineage: Eukaryota; Metazoa; Arthropoda; Insecta; Diptera; Tephritidae
Exons: 2
Coding region: 267-656 (129 amino acids)
Source: RefSeq, a predicted model, not a curated record
UAUAUUUUUUAUAGAAUCGUUCUGAAACACCCUAUGUAAUAGCUCAACGAAAAGUGGUAAAUACUCUUGAAAGUAAAAAUGUGCCAAAUUGGCAGAAAAGCGCUUGGAAAUUUAUAAAAACCCAAUUGCAGUGUAGCAAUGGCCAUUGCUGUGGCGGAAACAGUAGCAACAAGUACAGUAAAAAACAUUACCAAAUCGAAAAGUGAAAGAGAAGUGAUAUUUUAACAAAAAACAACAAAAAAAGUAUUUCAAAAACAAAAAUCAAUAUGAGCCAAAGAACUUUCGCACGUUUAUUAGUGUUAUUUUUGCUAAUGCACUUGCAACUAUUACACGCGGCACCGUCACACUCCAGCAACGACAUCGAUUACAAUGACAGCAGCAGCGCAAGCGGCAAUGGCGGUGCCGGAAAUGCGUUGGGCAAUCUCUUCCGAGGCAACAACAAUUCGCAAAUGGAUUACAACAUGAUGUUUACACAUGUGAAGGAUUUCUUCAUGUAUUUGCCGGUGAUGAUGACGACGCUUAGGGAAUCCAUGUCCGGUUUCCCGAAGUUCGCGGAAGGCAUACGCAUACUGACGUCGAAAAAUGGUCGCUUAGAAGGUGCAGACUGUAAUUGUGAGAAGAACAGCAAUGAAAUUGAUAGCCGACAAUUUGGUUGAUUGUUCCAGGUCCGUAUAGUGAUGAAAGCACAUGAUGAGGAGUUUAAUUGGACGAAAGCUCUUAUGGCGAAUAAAAGCACGCUGACGCUGUUGUAUUGAAUAUUUCACUUUUUUAUGGAUUUUUAUCAUACUUAGUUUCGUUAUUUGCUCUUGUGGCGUCUUUCUUAAGUAAGCACUUGUAAUUAAUAUAGUUAAACGUGUAAAUAGUAAAAUCUGUGAACUUUUUCAUGACCCAAGAAUACUGUGUUUUUAUAACCUUUCAUCGUAUUUAUCAAAAGUAUUCAAUCAGUUCGCGUUUCGUGGUCACAAAAGCUUACAAAAAUGAGUCGCAGAUAAAGUAGCGAUGACGCCACGCUGAUAAGUGGUACACGACUCCUCGUUAAACGUGCCCAUGUUGACUCCUUUUUUUGUGCAAUGGUUCGUAGGUUUCACGGUUGUCACUGAAAUUAUAG